AUGACGACAACCUUCGCGCCUUCUUUCUCGCGCACUACCGUCGCGGUCUCCUCCUCCUCCUCCUCCUCCUCCUCCUCCGCGGUGCCCUCGCCGCUGACCGUGCUCGUCCACUCGAGCUUCGAGGGGACCUCCGACUUCUUCCCCUUCCACGACCUCGCCAAGGUCGGCGGCUACACCAAGGAUGACUUCACCUUCCGGGACCUCAUCCAGGAUGGCAUCGAUGGGGGGCCCCAGGUCGACCUCUACCUCUCCGGCUGCCAAGUUCGCAAGGGUGGUGCCCCCGACUGCCCAACGGCGUGCAAUGACACGACGCUGCACUUUGGCUCCUUUGAGACCUUUUACAACUGUGCGGCCCUCGCCGCCAUCGCCCACUGGACCGGCGACAUCGGCACCUACUACCUCGGUGUCGAGGCGGAGCGCAACGCCAGCGUCCUCAUGGGCAGCGGCGGCACGCUCGCCGGCUUCCGCGCCCGGCCCGUCCUCGAGUCGUUUGCCGCCUGCGCCGUCGAGUCCUGUACGCAGGACCAGCUCUCCGCGCCGUGCGACGCGUCCGUCAUGGACCUCUCGCGCAACUCGUCCUCGCGCGACAUCUUUGCGGCCAUGGAUAAGUUUUGCCCAGAACUGCGCGCCGAGAUCAACCCCGACAUCUUCGGCCCCGGUGUUCUCAUCUCGUACGUUCUGCAAGUGGUCUUCUCCGCCUCUCUCUACUUGUUUCUCAAAAUCUUCACCUUUUGGGUAGGCUACUCUCAGAAGCCCGCCCAGCGGCGGCCAACGUCGGAGCGGCUCGUCAGGCGGCUCACGCGCAUCGAGUCGAUGAUUUGGAAGGACUCGUCAGCGCUAUCGCGGACUAGCAUCGCCAUCGCCGCGACGCUCGUCGAGUUCCAGGAGGCGCAGUGCUGGUUCGUCUUCGCCGUGCAGAUCGCCUCCAUCCUCGCCAUCGUCGUCAACUCGCAGGAGGGCACCUUCUGGGGCGAGAUCGUCGUAAACUCGGCGGUCGCGUUCCACGUGUCGCAGAACGGGAUCCUGCCCAUGUUCCUGGUGCAGAUCUGCCUGCACAACGAGGGCAUCCGCAACUGGCACACGUUCUUGGGCUUCUGCAUGGAGUACCUGCUGGCCAUCGUGGCCACGACGCAGCGCGUGUCGUUCCGCGGCAGCGUCGACCUCUUCCGCGGGCAGCACGCCGUCGCAGCGUGCGGCGGCAACCCCAGCCCGCGCACGUAUUGCGCGAGCAGCGCCGGCGUGGACGGCCUCACGCUCACCUUCUUCCCGCACCCGCUCGUCUACAAGCUCGUCUUCCUGGUGCUCGACACCGUCGCCAUCGCGGCCCUCGCCGCCGACCAGCUCGCGUGGACGCUACGCACGCACCAGCGCACCCGCCAUUGGACACUCGGCGCCCACGGCCUUGGCCGCUGGCCCGACGGGCGCCUCAAGCGCCACUGGGUCCGCUGGUCGGGUUGGUUCUGGCACGGCCUCGAGUUCGCCUACCUCGUGAUCAACGUCCUCUACCUCGUCUCCCUCAGCAAGGUCAUCAGCAAUGAUAGCUUUCAGGCGAACCGCUGGUCGUACGGGCAGAUUAUUGCCAUGACCGUCUGGGGCCCCGUGAUUGUCAAGCUAUUCUCCUUGAUCCUAUCGGGGCCUCCGAAAAACGGCGAGGGUCUCAACGCCGGCCCGCCACGGCUGCGCAUCGACAACGUGCUCAACCACCGACAGGCUGACACGGCCGACGAUGUCAUGAGCACGUCCUCGUCGGGGAGGUGGAUUCCACCACCUCCGCCGCAGUUACCGCUGCAGCGCAAGCUCGCUACGCCGCAGAGUCCGGAUAUUGAGGGCGGCAUGAAAGAGGCGGACGUGGAGACGGCGCCGCCUAGAACAAUAACGAUACGCCAUGAGUGA
This is a messenger RNA of Cordyceps fumosorosea ARSEF 2679, 1893 nucleotides long. RefSeq lists its product as hypothetical. The record is from RefSeq and is a predicted model, not a curated record. NCBI's taxonomy places the organism in Eukaryota, Fungi, Ascomycota, Sordariomycetes, Hypocreales, Cordycipitaceae. The coding region runs from base 1 to 1893 and encodes 630 amino acids. The transcript has 3 exons.